UCGGACAGUAAACAGUGAAAAAUGCAGUUCAGAUCUGUGAAGGAGCCGAAGCUUUUGAAUAGCUUAUUUCACUUUUUCCUGGUAUUUGUUGUCUCAAGUUUCUUCAUAGGCACUCGGGGUACUCAGRUGAAUGAUGUUGAUCCAUGCAAGGCGUACCAAGAGAUCAACGAUCCAUACCGAAGCACUAAAAGCAGGCUAAAGGCAGGAAUGAGAGCAAAUUGUGACUACGACCUGAGCAAAGGAUGGUAUAGAUUUACAAGUAUUGUUGGUGGACAAAUACCAACUACCAAGCCGGAACCCUUUUACUGUAACACUAUUGCACCGAUCUGGAUGAAAGGAGAGCUGCCAAAGACUAAGGGGGAACAAAUACAUGCUACUGCAUGUGUCAAUUUCUUUAAUCUGGCAGGUGGAUGUAAAAGAAAGUUUUCGAUGUCGGUCAAAUACUGCGACGGCGGUGAUGGUCAAGAUGGUGAAGAUUUCUAUAUCUAUAGGCUUUCACCUGUGCGUGGAUGUGCCAUGGCGUAUUGUGCAGGCAACCAGACUCCGUGUCCAAGAGGAAUGACUGGAAUAGAACCCAACUGUAAUGUCUCGAAGAUUGUCAAGUUUCCAUACACCCGUGUGCCUCGCCCAAAGGUUGAUUACGUAAAAGACAUAAAUACUUUGGCCAUGAGCUGCAAAUUUCAUUUCCCCCCUUGGAAUAACGUUUCGUACGCUGUGGAAUGGUUUGCGGAUGGCCGAUUGAUUCGUACACAAUGGAUGUGCGUAGGUGUGAACAGUACGUGCGAUCGGAAAAACUUGGAAUCGAUAGUAAACUAUGGAUCUUUUAAAAUGGGUCAAAAUCUGCAGUGUCGAAUUUCAAUGAAAUAUUCAACAAGUCCUGAUAACAAAUGGUCAGCUGCAAAGUACAGCAACAAUUUCUACGUUGGAAUCGAGAUCACUCCACGUGUAACACACAUUGUUGUGAAAGAGUGUGACAGAAACUCCGAUGUGACAAUAAACUUAAGACCCACAGUUCCAAUAUACAACAAUACCUACACACCAAAAGUUGAUUACCUAUCCCUAUCGAUUCUUGUUCCUAAAAAAGAUAAAAAUCAAAACAAAGCUGCUAUAGAUACUUGUAAUGUAACAUUAAAGACAGAAGACAUUUCAUCUGGAAAAGAUAUCACAAUUAAAGGAAUCUGCAAUAACUUAAACGAUGGUGUUUCACAAUCAAGAUUUUAUUUUGUACCUGAAACUACUUAUCUGCCUUGGAGAGAUUAUCGACCGCCAGCUUUGCUUGUAUGGAUUAAUACUACGGAAAUAAAAACUUGCUCCGGUACUGGCGAUCCACAUUACAAGACAUUUGAUGGAAAAGUUUUCCAUUUUUACAAACCUGGCAACUAUCUUAUGUACAGCAACGCCAACAAAACUGUGGAGGUUCAAACCCGUCUUUGGACUUGUGGUGAAAGUCAAGUUUCGUGUCACUGUGGAGUCGCUAUACGAGAAAAAAAUGAGAUUGUCGUUUUAUCAGUUUGUAACGAUGUACUUGUUCAUAAAUCUACUGAGUUCACUCCAAUGACGUUAAGACGUAACAAAAAUGGCUUUCAUAUAGUCAAAAAGAGCAAAGGUAGCUCUAUGGUCUAUGAUGUCUUUUUGCCGUCAGGUACUCGUGUCAAAGUGUCUCGUAUAGAUUGGGGUAUCGACGUUUUCAUUACAGCACCAGACACUGACAGAGGAAAUGUUUUAGGACUUUGUGGUAACUUUGAUGGAGAUCCAAAUAAUGACCUAAAGGGGAGUGACGGUAAACUCUAUGAAGACUCAAGAAUACCGGGGCACCAACUCUUUGGGAGUACUUGGGAAAUUUUCGGGAAGACAUAUUUUGAGACUUAUCCGAAUAAGUUUCCCGCGCAAAUAGAUGAUGAUGGGAUGUUUUGCACAUGUUUUCCAAAAGAAGCUAAAGAGAAAAGUUCAGACUGUAAUACAGUAGGAAGUUACUAUUUUGACUCGGAAGAUAACAAACAACAAACCGAUGACCCUGAGCAAAAGAAGAAGAAGAAGAAGAGAUUCGCACACACUGACUGGUACAGUGAUGACAUCAUUGAUCAUGAACCUCGUAGCUACUUUGUAGAUGAUCCACAAGUACAGCACGCUAUGAACCGAAUACGAAACAAGAGAUCACUCAAGAUAGUGAUGUCAAACAAAGAAGCAACCGACUAUUGUAGAAGUCAUAUAGAGGAUACGAAUGCAGGAAGGUCAUGCAAAGAUGUUUCAGGUGCAAGCAUUGGAAUUGCAAUGGAACAAUGUAUUGCUGAUUUAGAGUUAACUGGAGAACAAGCAUAUGCGUAUUCAGCUUUUGACUUUAUGGCUUACGAGUGUAAAGAUGCUAUUUUCAAGAAUGUUUCACUCUACACAAAAAGUCCAGAUGGUGACUUAGUACCUCCUACAGAAUUAGUAAAAGACCUGUGUCCAUCAGACUGUAGUGGACGUGGCAAGUGUAAGAACAGAACCUGUAUAUGUGACGAAGGUUACACUGCACUGGACUGUUCCAUGGAGGUUGGUGCAGUACCUGAAGUACUGGGCAUCUACAACGGAGGACUUUGUGAUCUUCGAGAACGUCCUUGCAGAAAAACUAAUAUCAAGGGCCAGUAUUUCAUUAGCUCGGAAAAUCUGACCUGCCAUGUUCAAGAAAUCGAGGUUUUCCCAGGUCCUUGGUCUCCCCGUGGACAACCURUCAAAUUACCUGGAGAUAUGUUCGAUCUGUAUGGUGUUAAAUGCGACCUGCCUGAUCCACCGACGAGACUUGGUGAUUAUGAUCACGAGGGAACCCCUGCUGGGGGACUUAUGAUCUCAGUUUCUAACGAUGGCUUCAAUGCAAGUGUACAAAAGCUAAGACACGUGUCCUUCGAUUCCAAGUGUAUGAAUUGCAGCAAUUCAAGCAUAUGCGAACGUAAACCGAAUUCCUGUCUGAUCAGAGGACAUUGUUUUGCUGCCAACGAACCCAACCCACGUGAUUGGUGCCAGCAGUGCAUACCCAGAGAUGACCAGAAUUCCUGGACUCGUAGGAAAAUUAACCAGGCACCGAAGUUCACCACCAAGAAAAUCAUGUUUGCAGUUAAAGAAGAAGAUCUCGUGAUACAGCUGAAAGCAACAGACCCUGAUAACCGUCCUGUAACACUCUCUACUCAGUUCUACAGCUACUGGCCACACAUUCAGUACAGCUGGUCUACUGAGAUGGAAGGUUAUAUCGAAUGAGAAGUUCACCUUCAAAGUGACUGACGAGUGUG
This is a messenger RNA of Actinia tenebrosa (Australian red waratah sea anemone), 3263 nucleotides long. Its product is annotated as von Willebrand factor D and EGF domain-containing protein. Gene Ontology annotation, molecular function: signaling receptor binding. Gene Ontology annotation, biological process: anatomical structure development. Lineage: Eukaryota; Metazoa; Cnidaria; Anthozoa; Actiniaria; Actiniidae. The record is from RefSeq and is a predicted model, not a curated record. Gene Ontology annotation, cellular component: cell surface; extracellular region.